Penicillium macrosclerotiorum is the source of this 654-nucleotide messenger RNA. RefSeq lists its product as uncharacterized. Bases 1 to 654 code for a protein of 217 amino acids. The transcript has a single exon. Lineage: Eukaryota; Fungi; Ascomycota; Eurotiomycetes; Eurotiales; Aspergillaceae. The record is from RefSeq and is a predicted model, not a curated record.
AUGGCUGUUCUCUGCCUUUUGACAAGCCUAUUGGCCCUCUCAACGCCUACUCUUUCUAUGGUAGUACGGCGUCAGUCAAUCGUCCCGCCAACAGGUUGUCCAAUUCCUACUUGGCAGGUGAACAAUUUUCAAUGGUACAAUGGCUCUCAUAGCUUGGACUGUAUCCACAACCAAGUUGAUAUCAAUGCAAAAGGCUGCCUCUGUGGAAAUGGGUGGUGCGAGCCAGACCCAGCAACUUGCAACGGAACAAUGGUGCCUGUUUGCUACACUGGCAUGCCGAACUAUCAACCUUGGGGGUAUGGCCCUCCCGAAACACUAGAUAUCGAUUUUGCAGACGGCUUGGAGUGCCACGAUGAGUACAUUGGCUAUCGCGUUCAUGACAUUGGCAACGGUGCAAGCAACUGUGGAUAUGCCGAUCGUGGCCUGGGUCGAAUCGUUGCCUUCUAUGGAACGUCGAAUCUCGCUAGUUCCACGGGCCAUAUGGACUAUACCCUCGGGGACGGGCAUGCGCUCAAAUGUGACAACGGGAGCUCCAUCACAUAUUCAGGAAGCGUGGAUUUUACACUCACCUGCACACAUGAUGCUGAUUUCAAUGCAACCUGUACAGCUCCGGUUUUCGAUAUUCCCGUUUUGAGCUAUGAAUGGGUAUCGUGA